AUGAGAAUUCUAUGUUGCCAUGGCUUUGGGACAGGCCCGGAGGUCAUGAAGCACCAGCUCGCAAAGCUCCAAAAAUAUUGCGACCCGAGCUGGCAGUUUUACUUUGUCGCCGGACAGUUUGAAGGUCCACCUGAUCCAGGCGUCGCGGCUGCCUUUCCCGGUCCAUAUCUCUGCUAUAGUCUGGAUUUCGAUACUGCUGGCAUGAGAGCUGCCCACGGCUUACUUGAUCAAGAAUUCGAGAAACAUGGGCCUUUCGAUGGAGUUCUUGGAUUCAGCACGGGGGCGGCUCUGUUGGCGGCCUACCUACUUGAAAAAAUGGCUCUAUACCCCGAAAAGCCGCUCCCGGUGCAAUUCGCCAUUUUCUGUUCUACCAUACCGCCUCUUUCUGCGGACUCGGCGUACACAGAGAUGGUGUUAGGAUCAUUAUCACCAGAAGAACAGCAGCGCAUUCGCUCCAGUGAUGAUAUACAAAUCUCUCAGCUCCCGGAGCCCAUUCGCUCUUCGAUUAGCCUAACGGCUCGGUGCUUUGAUCUCUUGAAGGCUGUUCAUGGUCGGCCGCUCUCCGACUUUCUUGACCGCAGCAUGAUUGAUGUUCCCUGCAUACUGCGUCCUGAUGUUUAUAACGCGCGUCUGGCAAUUCCCACUUUCCACUGCUGGGGCAAAAAUGACCCGCCAGUAUUCCAGGAGUCUGCAAUGCUGGUUGAGUCUUUUUGCCAUCCCAGGCUGUGCAUUUCCUACCAGCAUAGCGUCAUUCAUAACCUGCCUCGCUCCGCAGUUGAAGUGAAGGAGAUGGUGUCUGGUAUUGAGAAAAUGAUUUCCCUGAACCAGCAGCCGAGAUUAUAG
Penicillium longicatenatum is the source of this 843-nucleotide messenger RNA. RefSeq lists its product as uncharacterized. The coding region runs from base 1 to 843 and encodes 280 amino acids. NCBI's taxonomy places the organism in Eukaryota, Fungi, Ascomycota, Eurotiomycetes, Eurotiales, Aspergillaceae. The transcript is spliced from 2 exons. The record is from RefSeq and is a predicted model, not a curated record. Gene Ontology annotation, cellular component: nucleus; cytoplasm.